This is a messenger RNA of Pestalotiopsis fici W106-1, 1203 nucleotides long. RefSeq lists its product as uncharacterized. The coding region runs from base 1 to 1203 and encodes 400 amino acids. The record is from RefSeq and is a predicted model, not a curated record. The transcript is spliced from 2 exons. Gene Ontology annotation, biological process: regulation of transcription by RNA polymerase II. Lineage: Eukaryota; Fungi; Ascomycota; Sordariomycetes; Amphisphaeriales; Sporocadaceae. Gene Ontology annotation, molecular function: zinc ion binding; DNA-binding transcription activator activity, RNA polymerase II-specific.
AUGGAUGUCGAGCAACGACAUGUUAAAUGCGACGAGAGACGCCCAACAUGCGGAAAUUGCAGCGCAACAGAUCGGCAGUGUUCAUUCCUGAGCUUGUAUCCUGCGCGUCUCCCAUCGUCGCGAGCCACUGCAGCUCUGCCUCUCACGACACCACCUGCGUCCUCAUGCUCGGCGGCCUCUCCAGCGGCUCUCUCGCACGAGGCGCCCACGCCUGCGAUCAACGUUGUGGACACUGAUGCUGGCCAGCAGAUUCCAGGCCAAGUGCCUCGGCCACAGCCUUGCUUUGACGUGCGCCACCUCGUCCUGCUUCAUCAUCUCGAAAGCUAUGGCACGAAGUCGUCGAAUUUGAUGUCAUGGGCGGGUGACGAUGCCGCCAAGUUCUUGUUUGACGCCGUGUUCAAGACUGCCGUGGCGGAACAGUUCCUCAUGCAUGCGUUGCUCGCAUUCUCUGCGCUUCAUCUGAGCACACAGCAAUCCGACGACGCGAGCAAGGCAGAUUAUCUACAGCAAGCAGCAGAAUUGCAGACGUGUGCUCUGGCCCUGUUCAAUGCAACAAAGCACAAUGUGCGCGAGGAGAACUGCAUGGCCUUGUUCAUAUUCUCAUCACUUACCGGCCUGCAUACUCUUUUUGACGCCGUAGCUUCUUGUACGGACUCGAAUCGUAUACUCGACAAGACAAUCCAUUACCUAAAAUUACACCGCGGCGUGAGCGCAGUCACCGGCCAGAGCUGGCACAUUUUACGUCAUUCUGGAAUCAGUCGCAUCAUGGACGCCAUCGAAGCUGGUGAUCAGCUGUAUCGUCAACAACUCGGAGACACUGACAAUGAAUGCAGCAAGCUAUCAAAGCUGGUCCACGCAUCGACCGACAAGCUCGGCGCAGGGUCGUUCAAGGCGUGUCAGGAGGCGGUUGACGUCUUGCACUGGGUCUUUGGUGUACGGCGUACGGUUCCAGAGCCUUUUCCUACACACAUUAUACUAGCCUGGCCCAUUCGAAUUUCGGCCGAAUUUAUCGAGUUACUCGAACAACGACAGCCCAUACCUCUGAUUAUUCUCGCUCAUUGGGCGGUCCUACUAUACUUUGAUCGCGACUUUUGGGUUUUUGGUGAUGCUGGUCGACAAAUAGUAAGACCAAUUUUAGGAUAUCUUGGUUCCUACUGGGAUGAAUGGCUAGACCUACCUCGGACGAUACUCGACCAAGAUUAA